AUGGAGUUUCGAAUCUUCACUCUCUUGUCCUUAUCCAUCAUUUUUGUCUUCCACUCGCUCGCGACCGCUCUCCCGGCAGCACACCAUGUCGAAGCCAAGGACCUCAGUGACGAAAAUUCAGUCUCGGUCUUCGCUAUAGGCGCUUCAACUUUCUCAACGCCACCUACCUUUGAAUCACUCUGUCCCAUUGAGGAGUCUUGCACCAUGGCAACGAUCAGCGGAGUGAAUAGCUGGUCCAACGUCGGUACCACGACUAAUCUCUUGACCGUUGUGACUCCCGAAGCCUGGAACCUUUCAACUUUCUCCGAAAUCUCACCUAUUUGGAGUUCCGGAUCUCCUCUCACCCUUAGUAGCCUUGCUGCCGGUUCAGGAUUCACUGCUAGGAUCACUCCAUCGAGCACACCGACUAGCACGAUAGCCACACCUGCUACCCCUGCGUUUACAGGCGUAAACUUGACUUCAACCACCAGCACGGUUUUUGUCUACCCCAGUAAAACGACUGCUGGUGCAGUCGCAUACUCAACCAGCAUUUCGAGAGCUGUGGCUACGACAUUGGUUGCUGGGUUGGGCAGUUUGCUCGGAGUUGCGUUAGGGGCUGUUGCUCUUCUAUGA
Hyaloscypha bicolor E is the source of this 612-nucleotide messenger RNA. RefSeq lists its product as uncharacterized. The coding region runs from base 1 to 612 and encodes 203 amino acids. The transcript has a single exon. The record is from RefSeq and is a predicted model, not a curated record. Lineage: Eukaryota; Fungi; Ascomycota; Leotiomycetes; Helotiales; Hyaloscyphaceae.